This is a messenger RNA of Phascolarctos cinereus (koala), 3532 nucleotides long. RefSeq names its product fibromodulin (gene FMOD). NCBI's taxonomy places the organism in Eukaryota, Metazoa, Chordata, Mammalia, Diprotodontia, Phascolarctidae. Gene Ontology annotation, molecular function: protein binding. The record is from RefSeq and is a predicted model, not a curated record.
GAGAGAGACCCAGGGCUGCCAACACUGUGAGGGAAGAUAAGUGAAUGGAAAGACCAAGGAGAAAGAGGGUGGGUUUAUAGCUGCCAGUCGACAGAAGGAUUUUUGCACAUUUGUCUGCAAAACUCUCUCUCAAAGUCAAACUCUUAGCAGGUUCUUUAGGGAGCGAGGAUUAGAGCUCACCAGCCCCCAACUUUACAAUAUUUGAUUAGGAAUUUGGGGGCGGGACCCCUGGCUGGCAUAAACCGGCACACACUCUUUUUCUACACACACACACACACACACACACACACACACGCAUACACACUCACACAUCUGCCAAUCCACAGAAGACUAGACGGAGAAACGUGGUCGCUUUUUAAGAAAGACAACUCUUUAGGUGCCAGAGACAAAAUGCAGUGGAUGUCCCUACUGCUUCUGGCUGGGCUUUGUUCCGUGUCCUGGGCCCAGUAUGAAGAUGACAGUCAUUGGUGGUUCCACUACCUCCGAAGCCAGCAGUCGACAUAUUAUGAUCCCUAUGACCCUUAUGAGCCCUAUGAGCCCUACCCCUACGGAGUGGAAGAAGGUCCUGCCUACGCCUACGGCAGCCAGCCUCCCCCGGACCCCCGUGAUUGCCCCCAAGAAUGUGACUGCCCUCCCACCUUCCCCACCGCUAUGUAUUGUGACAACAGAAACCUGAAGUACCUGCCUUUUGUCCCUUCUCGAAUGAAGUACGUCUAUUUCCAGAACAACCAGAUUUCAGCCAUCCAGGAAUCCGUCUUUGACAAUGCUACUGGACUUCUCUGGAUCGCUCUCCAUGGCAACCAGAUUACCAGUGAUAAGGUGGGCAGGAGGGUCUUCUCCAAGCUGAAGCAUCUGGAGAGGCUGUACCUGGACCACAACAAUCUGACCCGGAUGCCUGGCCCCCUGCCCCGAUCCCUGAGGGAGCUCCAUCUCGACCACAACCAAAUCUCCCGAGUCCCCAACAAUGCUCUGGAGGGUCUGGAGAACCUGACAGCCCUGUACCUCCAGCACAAUGAGAUCCAAGAGGUGGGGACCGCAAUGCGGGGCCUCCGCUCUCUGAUCAUGCUGGAUCUGAGCUAUAACCACCUCCGGAGGCUGCCGGAUGGACUGCCUGCAGCCCUGGAACAGCUGUACCUCGAGCACAACAACGUCUACACCGUUCCAGACAGUUAUUUCCGGGGGUCACCCAAGUUGCUCUACGUGCGACUGUCUCACAACAGUCUUACCAACAAUGGGCUGUCCACCAAUACCUUCAAUGCCAGCAGCCUCCUCGAGCUCGACCUCUCCUACAACCAGCUGCAGAAGAUACCUCCAGUCAAUACCAACCUGGAGAAUCUCUAUCUUCAAGGCAAUCGGAUUAAUGAAUUCUCCAUCAGUAGCUUCUGCACUGUGGUUGAUGUCAUGAACUUCUCCAAGCUCCAGGUGCUGAGACUGGAUGGGAAUGAGAUUCAGCGCAGCGCCAUGCCUGUUGACGCUCCCCUCUGCCUUCGCGUGGCCAGCCUCAUUGAGAUCUGAUCCAGUUCCUUCACUGGGCCCCAAGGGGAGGGAGAAGUGGCCCAGGGGAGGGGGCUUUGAUCAGAGAUGACAGCAGUUGCUCACUGUCCCAUUUUGUCUGCCUUGAUGGUUUGGUUUGGCUUUUGCUGGAAGUUUCGGGACUGCCCAGUAUGAGUGUAAGGGUCAUACCUAUGGUUAACAACAUCAUCACAAACAAACAAAAACCAGCCAUAAUCAGAGGCAUCAGCAACCAGGAAUCAGCCUCUGUGAUAUAAUAUCAGUCACACUUGACAAAUGCUGGCUGGAUGGCCACUCUAGUCACACGCCCAUGAUGUGCAUCCCAUGAAUCCCUAAUUCAUUUUGUCUCCUUUUAAGCGAAGUUAGAUUACUGGGGAUGGGGGCAGGAAAGGGACACAGGAUUUAGGCAUAUACCUGGUGAUCUCAUGAGGAAGCCAUCAUUUUGAAAGGGCCAGAAGUUGGUGGGACAGCUGAAUGAUGUCAUCAUCAAUACCUGCUAGAAAUCCCGCCCGCAAAAUUUGUACCCUUUCAAAACUAAAUUCUGGGAUCAUAGAAAUGAAUCUCUUAUAUUGGAUAGAUGUUGGCUAAUCCUUCCUGUUGGAUGCAAACUACCCCAUCUGACCAGUUGGUACUCUUGGACUUCUCAGGAAGUGGAAAACAAUUAUCCUAAAGUUUCUUUAAGCAAAAACUUGAGAUAACUAACAUUUCCUACCAGGCUCCAUUCUGAUCCUCUUUCAAUGAGCAAUCUUUAACAUUGCCUCUGCCCACAGAAAGAGUUUCCUUUGCAAUAACUCUGGGGCCUCAUAGUUCAGAAUAUACCUUUUGUCUAGCUCCCUUCUCUGAGUUUCCCAUAGUCCCCAUAACCUUUCCCCCAUAGAAGCCUCUUCAACAUUAGAGAUGCUCUGCUGUGAGUCAGACAACCUAGGGGUGUGUGAACAUUUGCUCUAUGGCCUGUAGGGAAACCUACACUUUCUAAGAAGUGGGAAGAAUAACAACAGUCAUGCUUCUUUUUAACUCUACCCCUUGGAAAACAUUAUAUUGGAUGCCAUUAACACUCAGAAGUCCCAUCCCCCAAAUGGUCUGGCAUCCUAGCAAUUUACCUGGUCUACUGAAAGGCAUUUACCUUAGCCCUACACUAAGCUUUUCAUACCUGGACAGUGGUUAUCUUACUCAGAGAAGACCAGUUUCCACUCAUGACCAGGGUCCAUGAGGCAGGCAGACUUUGCUCAGUUCCUCAGGCAAACCAAGAAAUCAACUGACAAAUCCCCUGAGUUCACAGACAUCAAUCAGCAGUUCCAUCCAUUCCUCUGCUUUCAGUGUCCUUCUCUGCCAUUAGAGCAGUAGUAGGAAAAAAUAACUUCCAGGAAGGAAGUAGAAGGGGCUUUGGACAAUUGGCUUCUCAAGGAAUGAGGUAUAAAAAAGGCUUGACCCUUUCUUUGAAUAUUUUAAGACCUAAGGGGGACCAGAAAGCUCAGCAGACCACCUUGGGUGUGUUCUCAGGGUCAAAGGUCAGGGGAUUUGGGUUAGACUGAACUCUGCUUCUUCUCAUAUUCCUUCUAGAGCUCCAAAAAAGAAACUAAACCAUCUUCUCCUCUUUGCUGUCCAUCUGCAGGGCUUUCUGAGAAGAGGAAUUCAUGUCAGUUGGGUCAUCCUAGGGCUUGAGAGAAAUGUGCUAAAUCUGGAAGUGCUCAUUAGGGCUCAUUGUGCCCAAGCCAGCCUGCCAAAUCUUGUCUGGGCUUGGCAUCUUGGGGCUGUUCUCAUUAUUGAAGAUGCCUGGUUUUGGGUGGAGAAUAUAGUUAGCAGUUUUUUUCCAUUCCAGGAUGGAUGUACUUGCCCAGCUCUUCACCAUCCCGUUUCCCCUGCUUCCUCUCUUAUAUGACAUUUCUUCUCUCCUGUGAGGCUUAGAUAAUGGAACACUAUUUGGAGUAAAGAUUUCUAAGCUGCCCACUUCCAGGGUGCAGCUAAUGAAACCUAGUCUGAUGUCUGCUUCCUACAUAGUCCCCUUCAACCCCUUCCCAUG